Messenger RNA from Eurytemora carolleeae, 3550 nucleotides. RefSeq lists its product as uncharacterized. The record is from RefSeq and is a predicted model, not a curated record. The coding region runs from base 51 to 3311 and encodes 1086 amino acids. NCBI's taxonomy places the organism in Eukaryota, Metazoa, Arthropoda, Copepoda, Calanoida, Temoridae. The transcript has 6 exons.
AGACAUGAAGAAAAUAAUACUUUUGGUAACUUUUCUUCACUAGGGCAGACAUGAAGAAAAUAAUACUUUUGUUUGGAGUUUUGGUGGUUUGUGUGCAAGCUUACAGGGUUGAACGAUACAGAGUGCCCCGGAAGCAGGCUAAAAUACUACCUGCCUCAAUUCAAUCAGAAGACGAUGCUAUGAUUGAAGAUUUCAAAGCUAGGUUUCAAACAGAAGACGUUGAUGUUAAGGAUAUUGAUGUAAUUGAUGAAAACAUUGAAUAUGAUGAUAAUGUUGCUAUAGCAAGUGCACCUCUAGAAGAGCUGGAGAAGCUGCCAAUUCCAGUCCCAAGGAAAGCACAUUUUCAAUCCAUUCCUGAAAGUCCACAAGAUGAUCAAGACCAUGAAGAGCAAAAUAUGAAAAAAGAUGAAGAUGGAGAAACGAAAGAGGACAAUGUGAGUAUGCAAGAGGUAUUUGCUGGUAAAGAAAUACUUGGCAAUCAUGUGGACUCCCGUGAGGAUGAAUCUAUAUCUGUUCCACCUGUUGGAGCUCUCAUGCUUUGCUCUUUCUUUGCUACACAGCACUAUGUGCCAAGCUUUUGCUUUAAUCAGAAGGGUAGAGAGGAUGAAUCUAGACCAGGACUAAGAAAUGUUUGUGACUUUUAUGCUGUACGUGGUUAUCUCCCAUUCUUCUGCAAGCAAAUUAGCCCAAAAGGUAGGAAAAGAACUUCAGAGCAAAAAAUGCGCACAGAAAGUGAUGUUGCUGCAGAUACGGUCUUAGAACAGUUUCUUAGGGGUGGUGGACUUUUCCCCAUAAUUCCAGUCAAACUUCUGGAGAAGGUUCAAAGGAAGCAGGGCAAACAGGAUGAUGAAGAAAAUGCAUCUGAAGUUGAGAGCAGUGGUGAAACUGAAGAUUUUGGUGAAAAUGAAAAUGUUCCUGAACAGGAAGCAGGGGAUUUGGAUGAUGGCGAAUACAAUUACAUUUAUGAUCCAAUUCUGUCCCAGCCCCAGCCUGUACUCAUUGAUCCUAACACUGGUUUUCCCAUUGAUCAGAAGAGGGCCAAUCUGACAUUUGGACAAAUAUUAGGAGGAACCUUGGCUGCAGGCGCAGGUCUGGCUUUAUUGAACAAUUAUAUUAACAAGCCUAAACCAGGUUAUAGUCAACAAUACAACCCAUAUCAACAACAAAAUGGAUUCAACAAUCCUUACAACAAUCAACAAGGAGGAUACAACCCAUACCAACAACAAGGGCCUUACAACCAGUAUCAGCAACCAGGAGGUUACAACCAGUUUCCCCAACAAAAUGGUGGGUAUAAUCCAUAUGCUCAGCAGUACAACCCUUACUUGCAAUCAUCGUUCGGAUCCUAUGGUGCUUAUGGAAGAAGCCUUACAAAAUUGGCAGCGGAGCAGUUGAAAGCCAGGCACCAUUUAGAACAAGCUUCUUUAAAACAAGCUGUUGAUGAUAAGAAUGCCCGGAGAAGUACAUUUAAUAAACUAGUAGUGGGUGGAUUGGGUGUAGCUACGGCUCUUGCUGUUACAAACAGUAUUUUCAGCAGACCAUCCUAUGGAUCAUCAUACUCGUCAUAUAAUGGGGGUUAUGGCAGCCAAAUUAGACAUCAUAGUCAUGGAGGAUAUGGAGGAUACAGCGGUCAUGGCAACAGAUAUCCAACUUACGGGAGCCGCUUUCCUUAUUACAGAUCUGCAGGGGUUGGAAUUGGUCCUCUCUUAGCAAAGUGUAAAAAUGGAAAUUGUGGAAUUGCCUCAACUGGAAAUGAAGUAGUGACCCCUGAAGAUUGCUUAGUAGAUUAUUACUUUGAGUACAACACCAAACAAUACUUCAUUUGUGAUGACAAAGCGGUAAAGUGGGCCAACCUGGGUGAAGGAAAGGAGUCUGAAGACCAUUUCAUCCCCAAGCGUGUAAAGAGGGCUGAUGAACUUGAAAAUGAAGAAGAAGACUCCGGAGAACCAACUAUCAACUCUAACAAUAAGGAAGAUGAAGGCUUAUCUCAAGAAGAAGAUAUGAUAAUGCCAGCAAUGGAUGAGCAGGAUGUUUUCCCAGCUGAUGUUGAUGGCAAACCAACAACAGUUAAAAAACUGUUGGAACGAAAAAGAACAAAUUUUGCCUCGGCUCCAGUUGCUGAUCUAGGGCGUGGAUCAUUAAACAACUUGGUAGCUGGUGGUUUAGGUCUUGGAGCAGGUGUAUAUCUUGCAAACAAAUUUACAAAUCCAAGUUACAUAUAUAAUACAGGAUAUAGAGGUGGAUAUUUUGGAGGAUAUGCUGGUGGAAGGCCAUAUACAGGAUAUAGUGGAGGAUAUGGAGGCAGUUACAAUGGAGGAUAUUUUGGAAGAACUGAAGAUGAAAGAGAAGUUCUGGCAACUGAUGAAACUGGAGAUAUUGCAACAUUAGAUGAGUUUGGAGAUGUUCUUGUUCUUGAUAAAUUUGGAAGGGAAAAACUGUCAACAGGACAAACCUUAGCUCUUGGAGCUAUUGGAGCAACUGCAGGAUAUUUCCUGGCUAACAAGUUUUCAAACCGACCAUCAAACCAGCAGCAGUUAGAACUUUCAUCACAGCAGUACGGUGGAUACCCUUUGCAAUCUUCAAGCGGAUAUCCUUCCCAAUCCUUUGGUGGAUAUCCAUCACAAUCGUUCAGUGGAUAUCCUUCCCAAUCCACCAACGUAAAUCCUUUCCAAUCCCUCAGCGGAUUUACAUCUCAAUCAUUCAGUGGUUAUCCAUCACAAUCAAACAGUGGAUAUUCUUCCCAAUCCUUCAAUGGAUAUCCAUCACAAUCAAACAGUGGAUAUUCUUCCCAAUCUUCCUAUGGAUACAACGGCCAACAAGGGUUUGCUGGUCAACAAUCUACAAACAAUGGAUACAACGGACAGUAUAGCUCUGGAUAUCCAAGCCAGCAGUUUACACAAAGUUUUGCGGGACCGAGCCAAACCUCUGCAAACAGUGGAUACUACGGAUCAUCUAAUGGAAACUACCAUUCAUAUCCACUAGACAUCAACAAUCUUAGGACUUUUGCAAUUGCAAAUAUCAUUGAAAGCGACAAUAUUGGAGAGGUUGAACAGGAGGCAGGAGAAUAUGAAUUAGGCUGCAAACCUUAUGUUGCUUUUUAUAUUGGGAAAAAACCAUUUUACAGAUGCAAGGGUGAGACUUCAGGACGUAUAACACAGGACUUAGUUCCGGAGAAAACCGGAUAUGGAUGGAACAUUCCUUAUGUUUCAACUGGAACAGGUUCCUCAGUUUCCGCAUUUGUUCCUGUCGGAUCGUAUCCGGACAACUACGAGUAUUAUGAAAAAAAUAAAAUUUUUCUGGAACAGUUUUCCUAAUUCAAUAGUUGUUUUACGCAACAAAUUCGCAUCGCUUCCAAUUCCUCGAUCUCAUUUCGUAUCUUAUUAAUUGCCUAAAUGUUGUUUUUCUACCAAAAAAGUUCCCAACUUUAAUAAAAUUGUAUACAACCCUUAUCACAUGAACUUUAGUAUUUUUUAUGGUACAAUCUAAAACUUCUAGAGUAUCUAAAUUUAUAUGCAUAAAUUGUGUUCAUUGAAAUAUCAAUUAUCAAAUCUAC